Messenger RNA from Ostertagia ostertagi, 336 nucleotides. The record is from the annotation of a GenBank genome assembly. NCBI's taxonomy places the organism in Eukaryota, Metazoa, Nematoda, Chromadorea, Rhabditida, Trichostrongylidae.
AUGAUACACUUUAUUCCGCAGCCAAGAGUCUUGGCAAGCAAUUAUCUCAGUGAACCGUCUGAACGAUCCGAGCUUGAAAACGAAUCCACUGUAGUGGCUUGGUUUGUUGAUAUCUACAGGAGAUAUUUGAGUGAAGAGCCGUUUCAAGAGGAACUGGGUAGUUUCUUGGGCUUACUGGAAGAUUCAGCGAUGUUGUCAGAAGUGGAGAGGAGAUUGGUUGGGCGUAUUCACGCUCAGCUAAAAGACUACAUUCAACUAGAAGAAAUGCGUGAAAAGGACAAGAGCAAGAAAAAGGAAACGACCCCGAAAGGUUCGCCGCAAGACCUUCAGUUUUGA